Molecule: messenger RNA, 1392 nt
Organism: Knipowitschia caucasica
Lineage: Eukaryota; Metazoa; Chordata; Actinopteri; Gobiiformes; Gobiidae
Source: the annotation of a GenBank genome assembly
AUGGGAGGUGUCCGACACGCAGCGGAUUUUGUUCCACCAGACGCAGAGUGCCAGCUGAAGGAGGGGAGCAGCCAGAGGAUUCCCCGCCUCACAGUGAAGGGCAGAGAACACUGUCUGGUUCUUCUCCAAGAGGCUCUCUGCAGCCACCAGGGGGCAUACAGCAGCUUUGACGAGUCACUGCCGUUAGCUGUGGAUUUGGAACAUGCAAUCUUCAAAAACAGCAAGACCUCCAAUACAUACAAAGCUUCAGUUCUUAAAAAGGUGUCGGAGCUGAAGAGCAUGCCCGUCACCUCAAAGGGAGAACUGGCUGAAGCUGAGAGGAAACAGGAUAGUAAAGAAAACCAAACCGCAGAUAUGCCCAGUCACCAAGAGGGGGAGCCAUCAUCAUCAUCAUCAUCGUCAUCCUCUUCAUCCAUGGGCUUCACGUCUGCUUCACAAGUGUACUCUAUGAAGCGCAAAAGAGUGGGUGCAGGUCUCAGGGGCUCGUCCAAUCCCUUCCAGAGCGCUAGAGACCUGUUGUCGUCCACUAUGGGCCAGUCCGUGCCUGAGCCGCUGGCUGACAUCUCUGGGAACUCCCCAGCUCUGGACUCCUCUGUGACCUCAUCAAUACGAGCCAGAGUCAGCGCCUUAAACAGCCCCCCCAACAAAGUCAGAGCUCUGAGCAAGACGCAGCAGAAGUUGGCGGACGCGGCCAAAAACUCUCGGACCAUUUCUCAUUAUUUUGCAACAAAGGAGACACAUGGUAAACAGGCAACAGAAAGCUCCGUAACUCUAACGGUCAGUGAUGACGUGAGAUUGGAGCACUUGCCGGGCCUUGAGGAUGACGUGCAAAAGAGUCCCAUAAAAGUGGAAGAUGAGGAUGUAAUAAUGCUGUCUGAAGAGGAGAAGGAGAGUGUUCAAGAGCCUCCAGUGGAAUCUAUCAUGUCUGCUCCAGAACUAAACAACAACACAGCGACAGCCGUGACGCCUCCACAAGAAGUAAAGCAUAAAGUAAAAACACAGAGGGCACCUUCGUUCACCGCAAAGCGCAAUCGUCCAGUGGAGGACCGGCGCGUGACCUUUAACCCGCACAUAGACGAGAGGGCGGUGGUCCCGGAGAGGGAGGCCCCUGCAGCAGUCACACUAAAGGAGGCGGCAGAUAUAGUGGUGCGGUGUUUGGACCCUUUCUAUUCUCAGGGACGCUUUUCCACCAAGGAGUUGUUCAAGUCAUUUGCCCGUUUUUUGUCUCACCUACUAACAGAAGGAACUACAAAAGGAAGAGGGCAAAUCAAAGCAGAGGCCAAAGCUCUUAUCAACAAGUUCUUCAGCAAAGUCCAGCGCUGUGAAAGUGAAGGUGACUGGAAGCACCUUAAAAGACCUGCACCCUGUAAAGCAGAGGACAAAAAAGAGUAA